Molecule: messenger RNA, 3669 nt
Organism: Closterium sp. NIES-65
Lineage: Eukaryota; Viridiplantae; Streptophyta; Zygnematophyceae; Desmidiales; Closteriaceae
Source: the annotation of a GenBank genome assembly
AUGCCUCUUGCCGUAGUCAUGCCUCGUACUAUCACUCAACUCUCCCCUCGUGCCUCACGCAUCCCUCAGCCGCUCCGCCCUUUCUCCCUCACCCUCGCCGCGUUUCCCUCAGCCUCUCCGCCCUUUCCUUUCUCUCCAUCCCGCGACCCUCGCCGCGUCACCCGUCAGCAGCCAGCUCGUGCAGCCCUGCCCACCGCAUCCCGUCUUCCUUCCCCCCUCGUCCGCCUCUUCCCCCCUCGUCCGCCUCUUCCCCCUUCGUCCGCCUCUUCCCCCUUCGUCCGCCUCUUCCCCCCUCGUCCGCCUCUUCCCCCCUCGUCCGCCUCUUCCCCCCUCGUCCGCCUCUUCCCCCCUCGUCCGCCUCUUCCCCCCUCGUCCGCCUCUUCCCCCCUCGUCCGCCGCCUCUUCCCCCCUCGUCCGCCUCUUCCCCCCUCGUCCGCCGCCUCUUCCCCCCUCGUCCGCCUCUUCCCCCCUCGCCCCUUAACAGGCCAGCGACCCGGCGAGCGACCGGUUCAACAUGAGCAGGCAGCUAAAGCACCGCGAGCGAGCGGUGCACCAUCAGCAGCCAACUGGAGCACAUGCAGCCUUGCCCACUCGCAUUUUUCCUCCCCUUCCCCGUUCCCCCCCUCCUUUCCCCUUCCCCGUUCCCCCCCUCCUUUCCCCUUCUCCGUUGCCCCCCUCCUUUCCCCUUCUCCGUUCCCCCCCUCCUUUCCCCUUCUCCGUUCCCCCCCUCCUUUCCCCUUCUCCGUUGCCCCCCUCCUUUCCCCUUCUCCGUUCCCCCCCUCCUUUCCCCUUCUCCGUUCCCCCCCUCCUUUCCCCUUCCCCGUUCCCCCCCUCCUUUCCCCUUCCCCGUUCCCCCCCUCCUUUCCCCUUCCCCGUUCCCCCCCUCCUUUCCCCUUCUCCGUUCCCCCCCUCCUUUCCCCUUCUCCGUUCCCCCCCUCCUUUCCCCUUCUCCGUUCCCCCCCUCCUUUCCCCUUCUCCGUUCCCCCCCUCCUUUCCCCUUCACCGCGAGUGGGCAGUGAGCAUUCACAGGGACUGCUAUGCAUCCUAUGUGGGGCACAUAGCGGGCAGGGCACCAUGCCACCAGCUGCUAGCUGUGUGUUCCUCUCACGCCGCCUUGGCCUUCCUUUCCCCUUUCCCUAUCUCUUCCCUCUCUCCCCAUCCCCCCAGCUUUUUGGCACCAUGCCCCCUAUGCGGGCCACCACCCGCUGCUGGCGUUUCAUCCUCCCAACAAUCGACCCUUCAUCCUCCUUUCUCUCUCCCCUGUCCCCUCGUCAAUGCAGCGAGUGGGCAGUGAACAUCCACCGGUACAGCUAUGCUCCCUAUGUGGGCCACCACCAUCCGCUGUUGCCCAUCUUCGCCUCUCACUCUCUGCCUAUCCGCCCCUUCCCGUCGCCCUCCUCUCCCCCUCCCUUCCCAUCCCCUCUCCCUUUCCCUUUCCCUCCCAGCUCUCACCCCUGUGCAUGCAGCGAGGGGGCGGUGAACAGCAUCCACAGGGACAGAUGGGACAGCUAUGCCUCCUCUGUGGGCCACCCACCAUCCGCGGCGGGCCUUCUUCGCCUCUCCCUCUCACUGUUCCGCCCCCUCCCCUCCCCUCCCCUCGCCCUUCCCCACUCCCUCCCUUUUCUUCCCCUGCCAUGCAGCGAGUGGGCGGUGAACACAAUCCACAGGGACAGCGAUGCAUCCUAUGUGGGGCACCACAUCACCCGCUGCUGGCCGUCUUCGCCUCUCACUGUGCCUAUGUUUCCCCUCUCUCACUGUGCCGAUGUUUCCUCUCUCUCACUGUGCCGAUGUUUCCUCUCUCUCACUGUGCCGAUGUUUCCCCUCUCUCACUGUGCCGAUGUUUCCCCUCUCUCACUGUGCCGAUGUUUCCUCUCUCUCACUGUGCCGAUGUUUCCUCUCUCUCACUGUGCCUAUGUUUCCCCUCUCUCACUGUGCCGAUGUUUCCUCUCUCUCACUGUGCCGAUGUUUCCCCUCUCUCACUGUGCCGAUGUUUCCUCUCUCUCACUGUGCCGAUGUUUCCCCUCUCUCACUGUGCCGAUGUUUCCCCUCUCUCACUGUGCCGAUGUUUCCUCUCUCUCACUGUGCCGAUGUUUCCCCUCUCUCACUGUGCCGAUGUUUCCUCUCUCUCACUGUGCCGAUGUUUCCCCUCUCUCACUGAGCCGAUGUUUCCCCUCUCUCACUGUGCCGAUGUUUCCCCUCUCUCACUGUGCCUAUGUUUCCCCUCUCUCACUGUGCCGAUGUUUCCUCUCUCUCACUGUGCCGAUGUUUCCCCUCUCUCACUGUGCCGAUGUUUCCCCUCUCUCACUGUGCCGAUGUUUCCCCUCUCUCACUGUGCCUAUGUUUCCCCUCUCUCACUGUGCCUAUGUUUCCCCUCUCUCACUGUGCCGAUGUUUCCUCUCUCUCACUGUGCCGAUGUUUCCUCUCUCUCACUGUGCCGAUGUUUCCCCUCUCUCACUGUGCCGAUGUUUCCCCUCUCUCACUGUGCCUAUGUUUCCCCUCUCUCACUGUGCCGAUGUUUCCUCUCUCUCACUGUGCCGAUGUUUCCUCUCUCUCACUGUGCCGAUGUUUCCUCUCUCUCACUGUGCCUAUGUUUCCCCUCUCUCACUGUGCCGAUGUUUCCCCUCUCUCACUGUGCCGAUGUUUCCCCUCUCUCACUGUGCCUAUGUUUCCCCUCUCUCACUGUGCCGAUGUUUCCUCUCUCUCACUGUGCCGAUGUUUCCCCUCUCUCACUGUGCCGAUAUUUCCCCUCUCACUGUGCCGAUGUUUCCCCUCUCUCACUGUGCCGAUGUUUCCCCUCUCUCACUGUGCCUAUGUUUCCCCUCUCUCACUGUGCCGAUGUUUCCUCUCUCUCACUGUGCCGAUGUUUCCCCUCUCUCACUGUGCCGAUAUUUCCCCUCUCACUGUGCCUAUGUUUCCCCUCUCUCACUGUGCCGAUGUUUCCUCUCUCUCACUGUGCCGAUGUUUCCCCUCUCUCACUGUGCCUAUGUUUCCCCUCUCUCACUGUGCCGAUGUUUCCCCUCUCUCACUGUGCCUAUGUUUCCCCUCUCUCACUGUGCCGAUGUUUCCUCUCUCUCACUGUGCCGAUGUUUCCCCUCUCUCACUGUGCCUAUGUUUCCCCUCUCUCACUGUGCCGAUGUUUCCUCUCUCUCACUGUGCCGAUGUUUCCCCUCUCUCACUGUGCCGAUGUUUCCUCUCUCUCACUGUGCCGAUGUUUCCCCUCUCUCACUGUGCCGAUGUUUCCUCUCUCUCACUGUGCCGAUGUUUCCCCUCUCUCACUGUGCCGAUAUUUCCCCUCUCACUGUGCCGAUGUUUCCCCUCUCUCACUGUGCCGAUGUUUCCCCUCUCUCACUGUGCCGAUGUUUCCUCUCUCUCACUGUGCCUAUGUUUCCCCUCUCUCACUGUGCCUAUGUUUCCUCUCUCUCACUGUGCCUAUGUUUCCCCUCUCUCACUGUGCCGAUGUUUCCUCUCUCCCUCAACCCCUUCCCCCCUUCCCCCAGCGAGUGGGCGGUGAACAUCCACAGGGACAGCUACGCCUCCUACGUGGGGCACCACCCGCUGCUGGCCUUCUUUGCCGUGGCGGAGAAUGAGAGCAUCGGCCGCGAGCGAUACAACUUCAUGCAGCGCAUGCUGCUGCCAUGUGGGCUGCCGCCAGACCGUGACGAGGAGUGA